GAGAAACAAGGGUAGAGAGGGAAAGAGGAACAGAAAGUGAAGACUUGUCAAGAUGUCUGGGUGAGGGGGACCAGAACUGAGCAAAAGCCAGACGUCUAAAAAGAAACAACAGAAGUUUUAGCAGCUGAGUGGAUCAGACAGGAGGGGAGACCUGACCUGCCAUUUCACAAGCGCCUGCGGGGUAAGGUGCCGCUUUGAAAGAGAUCUUGAGUGCCGACACACAGAAGUUGAACCACCUCUCUACAACUGGAUUAAACCAAACCGAAAGCCAAAGGGCAAGACGACAGGGAAGGACAAAGAACAAGAAAACGGAAUAAACAAACUUUGCUGAUUCACAGCUUUCAUCAAGAUCAGAAUCAUCACAACCCGUGCCAUUUCAGAGAAAACCAUCUUAUAAACAGAUUUUCUUUUGGUCUCUUGGAUUUGUUGUCUGCUUCAUGGGACACUUAAAGGAAGGAGACAUACAUGAAAUCACCCUACAUGCUUCCAGUGUUUCCCACUAACAUAAACAACACAAGCCUGAGCACAUAAACACACAAACUUCAUACACUCAUCAGAUAGAAAGCUGUGUCUCGGGGCAACUAUCUAAAAUUCAAUCAUCAACAGCGGGAGACACGAGCACAUGAAAGCACUGAAGCUGACCUGCGAGUAAAACUUCAUAUCUUACAACUUUAAAGAGGCAACCAGAUAACAUAAAAGAUCUUUUAACUUAAAUUAAAAGCAAAUCUUAAUUUUUUUUCGGUGUUUCCAGCAGCCUAAUAUGUGCAUUUACUGUCCUAUAAACUUCACAAACCUCUAAAGGAUUAAUUGAGACUUUACAACUGCCAGACAGACUCAAUUAAAAGGAGUCACAGCCCCGUAUCCUAAAGCCAUGGAUGGGAAAACAGACAGCAUCCAGGAUUUUUUCAACCAACUUUGGAGCUUUGCAACAGACAAACACAACCAGGGCGUCUACAACACAGUCUGCCUAGUGGUCCUCCUAACUCUUCCUUUGCUGGUCCUCCUUACCACUUUGGUGGUGUGCUGCCACUGCUGCUGCUGUCGCCAUGCCAACAGCUGCUGUUGCUGCUGCUGCUGCUGCAGAGACACCAUGGCAACCGAAACAAAGAAGAAAAAUAAUUCUGCCAAUACGGAAGACUUGUGGAUCUCAGUGAAGACGGGGCCGAUGACACCCGACAGGGUCGCCCUGGCCAUGGUGUAGGGACCUCUUAAAAAGGGACCUAAAAAAUAUUGCUGAUCUUGGGGUCAGUGGAUGCAGUGGAGCUAAUGAAGUGUCUCAAAGGUGCAGAAGGCUUUGACUCAAAGCUCUGACUAUCUUGGAAGCAAAGGAGGCUUAAGGAAAUGUUCAUACUAAUGGGAAGAACUUCACAUUGUAUUGGGGACAGAUUGUACAGUGUACAGAUUCUUGUCAUUUUGUAUUCAUGUAAUAUGUGGGGGUUGUAUGGCAAUGUUUACACCAUUUUGUAUGAACGUGUGUGGUACAUAAAGGAAGAACUAUGCUAGAAACAAGCCUAUACAUACCUGCAAACUGUGUGUGUAUGUGUGUGCCUGUGGGAGUAGGUUAGAGAGUGUGUGUGUGUGUGUGUGUGUGUGUGUGUGUGUGUGUGUGUGUGUGUGUGUGUGUGUGAGAGAAGUACAGCAUUAUUGAGAGCACUUUGUUCUUAGAGCUUCCAUGUGAAAUUCAUUGUGUCUGUAUUUGGGAGAGAGAGCAAUUUAAGCACUGCCCAGUGUUCAGAUGGCUGUAAUACUUUCUACUUUUCACAUGCAGGCUGUAAUCUAGACCAAUGAUUGACUCUCACUUUCUAAACUAAAAGCCUUCUAAACUGUUGAACAAACAGAAAACAAUAAUUCCAUUCAUUUUGAUAUCUUUCAUGUUCUUGCGUUAUUUGCUGUUGCAGUAUUUCAAGGGAGCCUUAAAGGCACAAUGUUUAAUCCAAAUGUAAACAAAUCCAUCAGCAAAACUUAAAACCUAACAUACUUCUCAAAAGAAUCCCUUAAUACACUGACUGACCCUAGAUACUGUAACUAUCUAUCUAAAAGCAAUCAUGUUUCCAGGUUUGUUUACAUCAAUAAUGUUUGAAUCCCAGUUGCAUUUCGAUUAUAUUCAUUUGAGAAAUAAACAUAAUAAUGAUUUAUUGAAUUUUUCAGCAAAAUCCUCAUUUGUGCAUAUUUUUAACUAAUUUAACUCCUUUUUCAAAUCAAGAGAAGAGAAACUGUGAAAUAAUCAAAUGAUUUAGGCUUCAAGUGGAUUGUGCCGAAGGGCUAAUUUAUUUCAUUUUUUAAGUGUAUGACAUCUCAAAGCCCAAUAAGCAGAAGCAUUUCAGCAGUAUCGUCAUCUUUAUGCAUUAGCUUACAUUGGCACUAAGUUGAUCUUCUUGCCCAAGUGCUGCUGGGAAAAAAGGCCCCACACAUUUCAUUACUGCUCAGACAGAUACAGUCCCGUGCGGAAAUUGGGAUUUGUCUCUUCUGCUUCAAGUUUGAGAGAGAGAAACUGUACUUGUUGGGCUUAAUUUGAAAGCUUGCCCUCCGAAAUAAAGCCCCUGUAGAGAUGCAUGAUCGCUAAUCAGAGAUACGAAUCCAAGACUGAGAGGUAUGCCAGGAAAUAACAUCAUCGACAUGUUCAGAGGUUGGCUGAACAUGUCACUGUGGUAUUGUGGUUUUGUUCUUGCACAUGAGUUUUGAGAAGACAUUAAGAAGGUGAAUCUGACACUUCAAUAUGAGAUGCAAAAGCAGGGAGUCACAGCUGGGGGUCCCAUGCUGCAGUAAUCAGAAAACCCAACUGAUCACAGAUUUUGAGCAUUGACGGGUGAAAAAGAUCAAUUAUGUGACCGUUGAUAUUUUGCUUUUAGGAUGUGGGGAAAAUGCGUUUAGCUUUCAGUAUUUUGUCAUUGGUGUAAUUAAUAUAAUUACAAGGAAAAAUGUAAGCAGACAGGAAAAUUAUGGUCCUGCUAAAAUGAUCAACUACUCAGGCAUACAUGCAUAGUGAUAUUUUUUUCAAAUUUACCCCAUUCCGCCCCCAGCUGUACUCGUACUCAGUUAGCAGGUGCACAUGAGUUACUGAUCCUCAUUAUCAGUUUUCAUACUCUAGAGGAUUGUUGGUGUUUUUACAACCCUGUGAUAUAAAUGUAUACUAUUCUGAGGUGUUAACAUGUAACACCAUUCACGCUUUUCUCCUCAACACCUAUUAGGCAGUAUUAGUCAUGUUGGACCUCACUAUGUUUUGACUUUCCUCACUUCCCUCACACAUCAUUUUCUAGGGACUAUAUGUAAAUCAGGAGGCAAGGGGAGGAAAUAUAAAAUACAUGUUUUACUUUUUCCCUUUGUGGUUUUGCUGUAAUCAAAUAGAGGUGGGUUUGGGGGAGGGGAGAUUUGUCAUCUGUUUGAACAGCAAACAUGACAUCCUGGAGAGUUUUCUAUACGAUAGCACCACUUUUUUGAUCCCAUCCAAUUAUGCAUGACAUUGUAUAUUUGCGAUGUGUUUUUGUUGUUCCAUAGUUGAAAAAAACGCUAAGGUGAUUCUUUUUUUUUAAUUAUGUGCCUGGCUGGGCUUUAUUGGUUGCUCUGUAUGCAUAAUUUAUCUUGACAUGUAGAGAUACAAUGAUAAAGGAGAGCACACUGUAGAAGAUGACAGGGAGAGAAAUAAAGUAUUUUUCUAGCUUUGUGGAAUCUCAUCUUUCUAUUUCUAAUAUAAAUUGAAGUUAACAGGGCCUUUGAAAUUUGGCAUCAAAUCAUAAUCUUUAUA
Messenger RNA from Scomber scombrus (Atlantic mackerel), 3742 nucleotides. RefSeq lists its product as uncharacterized. NCBI's taxonomy places the organism in Eukaryota, Metazoa, Chordata, Actinopteri, Scombriformes, Scombridae. The record is from RefSeq and is a predicted model, not a curated record. The transcript has 2 exons. Bases 872 to 1201 code for a protein of 109 amino acids.